GUCCUAGCGCAUGCGCAGUGUAACCCAGUCGUUGCUUCAGCUGUCACUUCUCUGACCCCAAGCAGUUGACUCGUCUCUGCCGGGCCCGACAUGGGUCUGAUUACAGGAGUUUGUGCCUUCUUGUACCACCUACCUCAGAUUUACAAAUGGCUACUGAAACCGUAUUAUGUCACCUCGUUCUUCAUGACUGUCGCCUUCCUGCUGGUCCGAAAGACUCCCGGUCUGUGCGAGCACCUGGCGACCCAACGGGAGGACGGCAACUCCUGCGACUUUGACUGGAGGGAAUUGGAGAUUCUCAUGUUUCUCAGCGCGAUAGUGAUGAUGAAGAACAGGAGGGCCAUCACACUGGAGCAACACAUGGGCAACUUGUUCAUGUUCAGUAAAGUGGCCAACGUCAUCCUCUUCUUCAGGCUGGAUGUUCGGCUUGGCAUCCUUUACCUUGUAGUGUGUGUCGCAUUAGUCAUGACCUGUAAGCCACCUCUCUACAUGGGCCCAGAGUACAUCAAGUACUUCAGUGACAAGACCAUAGAUGAGGAGCUGCAGAGGGACAGUCGUGUCACCUGGAUUGUUGAAUUCUACGCUAACUGGUCCUCUGACUGCCAGUCCUUCGCCCCCACUUUUGCCAACCUUUCACUGAAGUACAACUGCGCAGGACUCAGGUUUGGGAAGGUGGACAUUGGACGCUAUGGAGAAGUUUCACAGAGGUACAUGGUCAGUACUUCCCCUCUGGCCAAGCAGCUGCCCUCACUGCUGCUUUUUCAAGGAGGGCGGGAAGUUAUGAGACGUCCAAUGGUAGACAGUAAAGGGAGAGCUGUAUCUUGGACUUUUACUGAGGAGAACAUCAUUCGAGAGUUUAACCUCAACGAGUUGUUCCAGAAAUCCAAAAAGUUGAACAAAGGUCGCGGUGUUAAGGUGGAGGAGCAGGACGAUUCUCAGCCAGAGGAGGGCAGCAGUGAGCUCCAUCCUGACACUGACAACCCAGAGCAGCCAACAGAGAGCAAGAAAGACCAGUGAAGUGAAUGAUUCAUAGUGAAUCCUGACUGGUUUCAGACAGCCAGGUCAUUUGGCUCAGGUCAGCAGUAAGAGUCGGCUCCCAAACGGUUCUUUAUUUAGUACUACUUCUGGCUUUUAUAAUUCAGCCAAAUUUAGCAAUGUUUUGAUCUGUGAUUGGUAUCUAUGUGCACCUGUAUCACGUAAAUUAUUCAAUUUGAUUAUACUAAGCUGUAGAAAUUCCAGAACACAUAUUUUACAUUGUUUGGUAUAAAAUCGUUACACUAUGUUGGAUGUACGGUUCUAAUAUGCCUGUAAAGAUUACUAGACCCUGCUCGAUAUGAGUUUUAUUUUACAAAUUGUGCCUUCUGCCUUUGUGUUGUGUUACUAAAAUGGAUCCAACUCGG
Messenger RNA from Monopterus albus (swamp eel), 1397 nucleotides. It is a transcript of the gene tmx2a, whose product is annotated as thioredoxin-related transmembrane protein 2a. Gene Ontology annotation, biological process: brain development. Lineage: Eukaryota; Metazoa; Chordata; Actinopteri; Synbranchiformes; Synbranchidae. The record is from RefSeq and is a predicted model, not a curated record. Gene Ontology annotation, cellular component: membrane-bounded organelle. Gene Ontology annotation, molecular function: disulfide oxidoreductase activity. The coding region runs from base 91 to 1014 and encodes 307 amino acids. The transcript is spliced from 8 exons.